Messenger RNA from Didymodactylos carnosus, 3213 nucleotides. The record is from the annotation of a GenBank genome assembly. NCBI's taxonomy places the organism in Eukaryota, Metazoa, Rotifera, Eurotatoria, Philodinida, Philodinidae.
AUGGAAUAUUUAUUACUGCAACACGGAUGUUAUGAUUUAAAGCCGUUUAAUGUUUUACAUUAUAAUGUGUGCUCUGCUCAUCCUCAGCCAUUAGACAAUCGUAAUUUUAGUGUUUGUUCAGUUUGUCAACCCUGUUUUGAUCGCCAACAAAGAGGCAGAAGUAGAAUUCGAUCCAUUGGCAAAUUAGAUGGAUUAACUAUAUGGAAAAUGAAAAAAAUCUCAAUGUUUGGUAAGCCAAUUUGUGAAACUUGUAGACAAGAAUUGAGAAAACAUCACGUGACACCUGAAAUUAAACAAGAAUCAAGAGAAUUAUUCCAGUGGCUCUACGAUGAGAAUAUUGUGCAUACACCCACAACUAUAUCAUCAUCACAGUCCAAUCAAUAUGAGCAAAUUAAAACAAUUUUUAGUCAGUUAGCAAGAGAAAAUCAACAAACUUUGAGAGAUUCCUUACGAAGUAUGAAUUAUCAACAAGAAAUACCAACAACAUUUUCAUAUAAUGGCCGUACUUUUAAAAGUAAAAAGAACUUCUGUCAUUCAGCAACAAAAAUUCUACAGUUUAUUCUACAAACCUUAGCUCCAAAUGAUUCUGCUCAAAUAUGGGAAGAUAUAAUUGAAAGUUCAUAUCGUUCAGGUAACGGAACUAAUAUUAAUAUGGACAGAAAUUUUGAAAUUAUAAUGCAAGGAUUAGCAGAAUCAUAUCAAAAUUGUGAACACUGGUCAACAAAACGUCAAAUACUUUCUACCUUUGCUAAAGAUGUUCCUCUUUCCAUUAUACAAAAAUUUAUUCCAGAUCUUACUCCUUAUCGUUUCACAAAAGCUGGUGAACAAGCAGAUUAUUUUGGAAAAGGAACAGUUGUCGAUACAAGUCGACAGCCAACAGUACGUUACACCGAUGAGCAGGUGGCACAUUUUGUUCAAUUUAUCAGUUCUCCACAUGUGUCAACCGAUUUGCCAUUCGGUCAAAAAACAUUAAAAUUGUCAACUGGUGAAGAAAUAAGUAUUUCAAAUGUUAUUAGAAAUAUGAUUCCAUCUAGAAUAAUUGAUCAAUAUCUGUCUUAUUGUUUGGAAAUGUCGCCAGGCUUUCAACCUGUAAAAAAGAGUUCCUUAUAUUCUAUAUUACACGAAUGUGCAGAAUCUACUCGAACUUCACUACAAGGUCUUGAUUAUUUUACUGCAGAUGGUUCUUCUUCAUUCGACAUAUUAAUUACAAUUGUUGAUGACCUGCAACGUUUAGGACUGUCAACUUCGGAUGCAACUUCUAUUAAGAAAAAUUUACAAGCCAGCAAGAAUUAUCUGAAAACAGAUUAUAAAACUCAUGUUCAACGUCACUCUAGCAUUUCUGAUCACUGUUCAACAUUUGCUUUAUCGGAUACGAGUGAAAAAUCGUGGAGAGAAGAAUGUGAUCAUGACCAUGACGAUGUUUGUGAUAGAUGUGAAUUAUUGAAAGAAACAAUACAAUCUAUCGAAUGUGGCAUCAACAAAUUGAAUGAAACAAAAAUUCGUGAACGACUUUUACAUCGAUUGAAUCAUCACGCCAGAUGUAUUAAUGCAUGGAAAGCUCAUCAGUUAAGACUGGUCCAUCAAGACUAUGCCAGAACUGUAUUAUUGCAACAAAUGGAAGGUAAUACUAUUUUCGUAUACAUUGACUGGGCGAUGAAAUGGUUGCCAACUGCAUACCGUGAAGCACAACGAGAUUUCUUUGCUAAACGAGGACUCUCUUGGCAUGUGGCAUACAUUAUACGUAAAGUGUCAACCAACGAUCGAUCGACAUCCUCAGCUUCUCAACAAACAACUGCUGGUGAAGCAGCAUCCGUUUAUCAACACAAAACAUUCGUACACAUUUUUGAUCAAUGUAUCCAAAAUGGAAAGACUGUUAUUAGUGUUCUUCAACAUAUUUUUCUACAAAUAAAACAAGAAUUUCCUCAAAUAAAAUAUGCACACAUUCGAGCAGAUAACGCUGGCUGCUAUCAUGGGUCGGAAACAUUAUUGGCUAUGUCAAAAUUAGCACAAGAUACUGGUGUUUGGAUAAAAAGCGUUGAUUUUUGUGACCCACAAGGUGGCAAAGGACCAUGUGAUCGAAUGGCUGCUGUUAUAAAAUGUAUUAUUCGUGCUUAUAUCAAUCAGAAAAAUGAUGUGACAAAUGCCAUGCAAUUCUGUGAAGCAGGAUCAUUAGCACGUGGAGUAGAAUUUCAUGCCUGUACAAUUGAUCAAGUGAAUAAUGAUAAAAUUGAAUGGAAGGGAAUUAGUAACUAUUUUAACAUUGAAUAUAACAAGGAAGAAAUUCGUACAUGGCGUUCAUAUCAAAUAGGGAAAGGAAAGACUUUCAAAUGGUCUCAAGUCCCACUCGUUAAAUCAAUUAAUGUAUUAAACUGUAUUUAUUCACCAAAGAAGAAAAUCGAGUGGAUUACUGAGUGGAUUAAAAAAGGUCUUGAAAGUGAUUCUCAACCAGAAAGUGAAAAUGAAGAAGAGAACGAUGAUACUAUAGUCGAAGAAGAAAAUGAUAUGAUAGAAAUGCCUCGAAUAUUUGAUUGUCCAGAAAAUGAUUGUAUUCGCCAAUAUCGAAAGUACGGUCAUUUAUUGAAUCACAUUGCUUCUGGACGUCAUCAACGAAAACCACAUAGAAUGUCAUUAAUUGAUCGAAGUAAACUAUUAUACCAACAGAAUUUAGAAGCCGUUCAUGACCAGCCAUUGCCCUCCUUACCAUUUCAAGUCGUUGAUUCAACAAUGAAGAAGUCUUCAAUUCCAUCUCUCAAGCAAAACUGGCCAGCUUUAAUCAAAAAGCCAGCAACUCCAUUUACAAAUAAACAAAAGGAAUAUCUAACAAACAAAUUUGAAGAAGGAAUUAGUGGUAUGAAAUGGGAUCCGAAAAGUGCGGCAAUUGAAAUGCAAGUUAGAACAGAAAACGAUGGAUUUUUUGGACGCCUUGCUGCCUCUAGAAAAAGACAACAAUCAUCAGCAUCACAAUCACAAGCUCUCACUAAGUCUAAACUUCGUUCGACAGAUAAAGAUGAUCUGGACGAUGACGAAGAAGAAUUAGAACAAGAUUCUAUUGUAAUUAGUGAAGUUAUUUCAAGACUAACACGUUCACAAAUUUCAAAAACCAAGGGGCAACAACAAACAAGUACAACUGCUUCCACAACAAACAAACCAUUGAAGAACAAAGACAUUUCUAGUGACAAUUUGCAACAACCUCCAAAAAGACGUUCUAAAUGA